This is a messenger RNA of Rhizopus microsporus ATCC 52813, 156 nucleotides long. Its product is annotated as GATA-domain-containing protein. The record is from RefSeq and is a predicted model, not a curated record. Lineage: Eukaryota; Fungi; Mucoromycota; Mucoromycetes; Mucorales; Rhizopodaceae. The annotation marks the transcript as partial. Gene Ontology annotation, biological process: negative regulation of transcription by RNA polymerase II; positive regulation of transcription by RNA polymerase II. The transcript has a single exon. Gene Ontology annotation, molecular function: RNA polymerase II cis-regulatory region sequence-specific DNA binding; DNA-binding transcription factor activity, RNA polymerase II-specific; zinc ion binding.
AUAAAAUGUAGUAACUGUGAAACGACAAAUACUCCCCUUUGGCGAAGGAACCCAGAGGGCGAGGUUUUAUGCAAUGCAUGUGGCCUAUUCUUGAAACUUCAUGGUGUGGUUCGUCCGCUGAGUUUAAAAACUGAUGUCAUUAAAAAACGAAAUAGA